UCCAACGGCCGCCCAGACUCCGCGCGGGAGAGGAGAGCGCGGCUUCCCGGGCGCGCCGAUUGCCGCCUGCGCCCGCGCCGCAGCGAUCCCGGGGCACAGCACCUACGCCGUUCCGCGCACAGGUGGCGCCACGUAACCUUGACCCCCGUGACACCCCCGCAGCUCCCGCGGACGCACGCUGGCAGCGACUGGGUCGCAGGGGCGCCGCGAGGCGGAGGAGCCCCGCACAUCAUGCAGCCCCUUCCGGACUGGCCCCCAGCGUCCGGGGCCCCACGGCCCUCUCCCUUCCCGCACCCGGGACUGCACGCCCUCCACCGCCUGGCUCGAGCCCUGCUCUUCCCGGCUUACUGGGCCCUGGACCGGCUGCUGGGCUGCUGCGCGCCGACCGCGCGCCCGAGCGGCCUGCGGCGGCUGAAAGCCGCUGCCGGCGCUGGGGCCGCGCUGCUGCUGCUGCUGGUCGCCCUGCCCCUGGCCCUGCUCGGGCUGCCGCUCUGGCUGCUCCUGCAGACCUGGCGCCGCCCCUUCUGCUACCAGCCCCCGCCGCAGUGCUGGGAGCCCCCAGCGCCCUGGCGCCCCCCGGCCGAGCCCGCGCGCUGCUUCAGCUUCCUCAGCGCCAACCUGUGCCUGCUCCCCGACGGGCUGGCGCGCUUCAGCAACUUGAAGCACAGCCAGCGGCGGGCCGAGGCUGUGGGCGCCGCGCUGCUCGCCGGCCUGCGGCCCUCGCGCUAUGGGGCCACUGGCAGCAGUCCGCCGGGGCCGGGGGCGCCCUGCGGAGUUCUGACAGCCGAGGUGCCGGCAGGUCUGGAGUUCGUGUGCCUGCAGGAGGUGUUCGACCUGCGCUCGGCGCACCGCCUCGUGAGCCGCCUAGCGCCCAGUCUGGGCCCGGUGCUGCACGACGUGGGCUCGUGUGGCCUGCAGCCCGGGCCACACCUCAAGCUGCUCGGCAGCGGGCUGCUGCUGGCCUCGCGCUACCCGCUGCUGCGCGCCGCCUUCCGGUCCUUCCCCCACGCACGUCGCGAGGACGCGCUGGCCUCCAAGGGACUGCUUUCCGCACAGGCGCAGGUGGGCAUCCUGGACGGGCGCCGCGUCGUGGGCUUCCUGCACUGCACGCACUUGCAUGCGCCGAGUGAGGACGGGCCCUUGCGCUGUAAACAGCUGACGCUCCUACUGGACUGGAUCGAGCAGUUUGAAGCCGAGAGCCGCGAGAGUGGCGAGGCCGUGGCCUUCAGCGUGCUCCUGGGCGACCUAAACUUCGACAACUGCUCCUCAGACCACGCGCAGGAGCAGGAGCACCAGCUCUUCAGCCACUUCCGGGACCCCUGCCGGCUGGACACGCGCCGGGAUCAGCCCUGGGCUCUGGGCACAAUACUGAGCACCUCCACCCUCCGCCACUCGGUGGCCUGCUCCCCGGAGAUGUUAAGGAGGGCCCUGGAGCAGGAGGAAGGGCGCCUCCGCUACCUGGCGGGCCCUCUGGGCGGAGGCCGCCGGGCUGAGCCCUGGCGGGGCCGGCGCCUGGACUACAUCAUGUACCGGGGAGCGGUCGGAGGCCCGCUGAGCCCAGAGGUGGAACAGGUGACGUUCAGCACCGCCCUGGCGGGGCUCACAGACCACCUGGCCGUGGGACUUCGCCUCCGAGUUUCCGUGCCCUCCUGACGCAGGCUCGCAGGCGACAGUUGGAAAGACGGACGCGGACGCAGAGCGGGAGCCUGGCCGGCUGCCGCGGGAACGCGGUGACUUCGCUGUUUAUUGUGGGGGCCCUCCCUCACACCGCCUCCUGGGCUCUGCGGUACUCGUAGACGCUGCCGCGCUCAGAGAAGGCUGGGGGCUGCGGGGGCGACCCCGGCGGUGGGGCGGGGUCCUCCGGGUCCCCGUAGCCGCCCCCGCCUGGUGUGUGGAGGCAGAACACGUCCUGUGGAGCAGAGGGACAGGCUCACUGCGGGCAUGGACGCCCCCAACCCUGCCUCUCGCUGCAGUCCCAUCCCCACCGGGGCAGCGCAUUCAUGGCGGCCGGCCUGGCCCACGGAGGCCCACUGCGCGCCCUCUCCUUCGGAAACCAAAUUAAAUUCAGACGCUGGUUAUUUUUGCAA
Messenger RNA from Leopardus geoffroyi (Geoffroy's cat), 2087 nucleotides. RefSeq names its product sphingomyelin phosphodiesterase 5-like. The transcript is spliced from 7 exons. NCBI's taxonomy places the organism in Eukaryota, Metazoa, Chordata, Mammalia, Carnivora, Felidae. Gene Ontology annotation, biological process: sphingomyelin metabolic process. The coding region runs from base 232 to 1653 and encodes 473 amino acids. Gene Ontology annotation, molecular function: sphingomyelin phosphodiesterase activity. The record is from RefSeq and is a predicted model, not a curated record. Gene Ontology annotation, cellular component: cytoplasm.